UCAUGGUAAAAUCUUCCCUUACCAGCACUGAUGCGGCCUAAGGUGAAGAUGCAGGAGCAGGACCCAGGAAGUCUUCAGGCAGGAGUUGAGGGAACAGGAAAGGUCCCUCACACGGUCCAGUCUGGGACUGGUGGAGCCUCCCUGAGACGGUUGGCACUACAGCCAGUAAAGCAGCAGCUGCAGGAGGAGCUGGUCCAAUGCCAGAAGGUCCAGGGACAGGAGGUGAAGCAGGCCAUGCAGCCCCCGUCUGAGGCUGAGCUGCCUUCAGAGACCACACAGCUGGACCCAGGGGAUGACUUCCCCACUCCAGAGACUUGGUGCCAACGCUUCAGGAGCUUCCACUACCAGGAAGCUGAGGGGGCACAGGAAAUUUGCAGCCACCUGCAGGAGCUCUGCCAGCACUGCCUUGAGCCACAGCAUCGUAGCAAGGAGCAGAUCCUGGUGGUGCUGGAGCAAAUCCUGGCCAUCCUGCCCCAGGAGAUGCAGAGCUUGCAAUGGGAAAGUGGUGCGGAGACCUGUGCUGAAGAGUUUCAGCUGGAGCAGGCAGAGGACAACAAGCUCCAGGUCACAGUGAAUGUGAAGGUCGAGGAGGUGUCCUCGGACGAAAUGCAGCCCACUGGGGCAUUGCAGGGACCUGUAGAUUCGUGGCUGGAGCAGCCAAAGGCCCAUCCUGUGAACAGACCUCUGGAGGAAGAAGGAGAAAGGGAAAUGCCAGGACAUCAGAACAAGCCAUGUUGUGUCCCCAAAGAUGAGCCCCUUCCCCACCAGGAGUCAGAUUCCCCUAGAACAGAGGAGACCUGGGAGUUGUCAGCAGACAGAAGCUUCUCAGGUUGGUGCCCCAGACGAGGCCCUUCCCCAGGAGCGGGUGCAGGGACCCCGAGCAGAACUGAUCAGCAGCCUCCUGAGGAGGGGCCCAUAAACCUGGAACUGCAGCAGACUUCACCAGGGAGAUGGGGAGAGAGGGGCUCCCUGCCACCUGAGUCAGGCCAGCUACAGAAGGGGCAGUGGCAGCCUCCAAAGCAGAGGAAGAGCUUGGAGCUGCGGGAGGUCUUUGAGGACGUGGCAGUGUAUUUCACGCGGAAGGAGUGGGAGCUGCUGGAAGAUGAAGACAAGGGGCUUUACCGGGACCAGAUGCUGAGGAAUUACCAAGCCCUCAUUUCCCUGGGAUAUCGAGGUCCCACACCUGACUUAAUCUACCGCAUCCAGCGAGGACAGGUGGAGCUCUGGGUCUAUGAUGAUGAGGAGAGUGAGGAUAUCUCAAGGUUGGAGUACAUGCUGCCAGGAGGUGCCUGGCUGCUGAGCAGAGUUCAGGAGCAGCCUUCUGAGGAAGGGCCUGCAAGCCUAGUGCCACAGUGGAUUUCCCCAGGGAAUUUGGGUGAGAUGGACUCCUUGAGAUCUAAGAACCAAUGGCACAAGAGUCAGAGGAGGCCCCAAAAGCAGAAGGAGAAUGUAGCAGUGAACCGGGUACUAGCUCCAGUUUGGCGUGAGAGUGGAGAAGAGACAGAACCCAGAAAGAACCCUGGGUGGAGGGAAGAAUUUGUGGAGCUGAGAGACUUGAAGAGCCACAAGGCAAAGUUCCACUGCAGAGAGACCCUGCAUCCAAACCAAACCAGUGGAGUCAGCCUCAGAGGGAAGCAGGAGCUCACUGCCAAGCACAGGAAGAGAGCCCACCCCUGCCCUGGGUGCAGGAAAACCUCUAACUGCUCCUCACUCCUGGCUUUGCACAAGAUAGGGCACAUUAGGGAGAAGCCCCACAUAUGUGCCAUAUGCGGGAAGAGCUUCACCUGCCUCUUGACCCUGGCUGCUCACUGCAAGAGCCAUUCAGGAGAGCUCCCCUACCGCUGCACCAAAUGUGAGCAUAGCUUUGUGUGCAGCUUGGACCUGGCCAAGCACCAACAUGUGCACAGGGAGAAGCAUCAGUACCGCUGUGUCACAUGUAGUAAGACCUUCACCUAUUUCUCCUCCCUGGCUCAGCACCGGCGCAUCCACUUGGGGAGGAAGACACACCACUGCACCAAGUGCAGGAAGAACUUAAUUUGCUGGCAGGAUCUAUCCCAGCAUCGGUGUGUGAAGAAGGCAGACAAGCCACACCACUACACCAAGUGUGGGAAGAGCUUCAGGCAGCCCUCUAAUAUGGCCAGACACACGCUUAUGCAAACAGGGGAAAACAACCAGCUUACCUGCAUAGGGGAAAAGCCACAUCAGUGCUCUGUGUGUGGGAAGAGCUUCACCCAGCCCUCCCACCUGGCCAAACACCAGUGCAUCCACACAGGGGAGAAGCUACACCAGUUCCCUGAGCGUGGGAAGAGCUUCAGCUGCUCCACAAGCCUGGCCCAAUACCAGUGUAUCCAUACAGGAGAAAAGCCAUAUCUUUGUUCUGAUUGCGGGAAGAGCUUUACCCACCCUUCCCACCUAGCCAAGCACCAGCUUAUCCACACGGGAGAGAAGCCACAUCAGUGCUCUGUGUGUGGAAAGAGCUUCACUCAGUCCCCACACCUGACCCAGCAUCAGCGCAUCCACACAGGGGAGAAGCCACAUCAGUGCUCUGUGUGUGGAAAGAGCUUCACUCAGUCCCCACACCUGACCCAGCAUCAGCGCAUCCACACAGGGGAGAAGCCACAUCAGUGCUCUGUGUGUGGAAAGAGCUUCACUCAGUCCCCACACCUGACCCAGCAUCAGCGCAUCCACACAGGGGAGAAGCCACAUCAGUGCUCUGUGUGUGGAAAGAGCUUCACUCAGUCCCCACACCUGACCCAGCAUCAGCGCAUCCACACAGGGGAGAAGCCACAUCAGUGCUCUGUGUGUGGAAAGAGCUUCACUCAGUCCCCACACCUGACCCAGCAUCAGCGCAUCCACACAGGGGAGAAGCCACAUCAGUGCCCUGUGUGUGGGAAGAGCUUUGGUCAGUCCUCCACCCUAGCCCAGCACCAACGUAUUCACACAGGGGAGAAGCCACAUCUUUGCUCUGUGUGUGGGAAGAGCUUCAGCCGCUCCUCCACCCUGGCUCGGCAUCAGCUUAUCCACACAGGGGAGAAGCCCCAUCAUUGCUCUGCAUGUGGGAAGAGCUUCACCCAAUCUUCCCACUUGGCCCAACACCAGCGCAUCCACACAGGGGAGAAGCCACAUCAAUGUUCUGUGUGUGGAAAGGGCUUCAUCCAUUCCUCCAGGCUGGCCGAGCACCAACACAUUCACACAGGUGAGAAGCCACAUCAGUGCUCUGUAUGUGGGAAGUGCUUCACCCAAUCCUCCAGCCUAGCCAAACACCAGCACCUCCACACAGGGGAAAAGCCACACCAGUGCCCUGAGUGUGGGAAGAGCUUCAGCUGCUCCUCCACCCUUGCCCAGCACCAACUUAUCCACACAGGGGAGAAGCCACAUCAGUGCCCUGUGUGUGGGAAGAGCUUCAGCCGCUCCUCCACCCUGGUCCGGCACCAGCGUAUCCACACAGGGGAGAAGCCACAUCAGUGCUUUGUGUGUGGGAAGAGCUUCACUCAGUCCUCCAUCCUGGUCCAGCACCAGCGCAUCCACACAGGGGAGAAGCCGCACCAGUGCUCUGAAUGUGGGAAGAGCUUUACCCACUCCUCCAGCCUGGCCCAGCACCACCGCAUCCAUACAGGGGAGAAACCACAUCAGUGCUCUGUGUGUGGGAAGAGCUUCACCCAAUCCUCCAACCUGGCGAAACACCAGCGCAUCCACACAGGGGAGAAGCCACAUCAGUGCUCUGUGUGUGGGAAGAGCUUCACCCAAUCCUCCAACCUGGCGAAACACCAGCGCAUCCACACAGGGGAGAAGUCACACCAGUGCUCUGAGUGUGGGAAGAGCUUCAGCUGCUCCUCUACCCUUGCCCAGCAUCAGUGCAUCCACACAGGGGAGAAGCCACAUCAGUGCUCUGAGUGUCAGAAGAGCUUCACCCACUCCUCCAGCCUGACCUAUCAUCAGCUCAUGCACACACGGAAGAAGCCACAUCAGUGCUCGUAGUGUGGGAAGAGCUUCACUCAAUCUUC
Molecule: messenger RNA, 4004 nt
Organism: Gavialis gangeticus (Gharial)
Lineage: Eukaryota; Metazoa; Chordata; Crocodylia; Gavialidae
Product: zinc finger protein 271-like
Exons: 7
Coding region: 31-3978 (1315 amino acids)
Biological process (GO): regulation of transcription by RNA polymerase II
Molecular function (GO): DNA-binding transcription factor activity, RNA polymerase II-specific; RNA polymerase II cis-regulatory region sequence-specific DNA binding
Source: RefSeq, a predicted model, not a curated record